This is a messenger RNA of Clupea harengus (Atlantic herring), 2813 nucleotides long. It is a transcript of the gene fbxw4, whose product is annotated as F-box and WD repeat domain containing 4. Lineage: Eukaryota; Metazoa; Chordata; Actinopteri; Clupeiformes; Clupeidae. The record is from RefSeq and is a predicted model, not a curated record. Gene Ontology annotation, molecular function: protein binding. Gene Ontology annotation, cellular component: SCF ubiquitin ligase complex. Gene Ontology annotation, biological process: SCF-dependent proteasomal ubiquitin-dependent protein catabolic process.
ACCUCUUCAAAGUGACACCUGUAGCUUACAUCAGAAAAAGCCAGCUCCUCGCCAGCCUUUCCAUUUCAAAUUAAGAAAAAUGCUCACGGGUUGAGGAACCCUUUGGACCCUACAGGUCUGGGCUAAGCCCUGAAUGUUUCCAACUCCUAGCACCGCCCCAGCCUGGUCUGAAUGCUGUCUAUUCCCUGCUCUCUGCUAACCCACACCCGUUGUUUUCACCCUGUCUACAUUCCCCCUCACUAUAUCGGUAGAAACCUCCUGAAUAUUAGCUGCUCAAAAAGGGAGGAUUCCAUUACUAUUCAUAUUAAUCUUCCUAAACAUGUCAAUACAUUCCAAACAUUAUGCAGAACAUUAUGUCAUUAUGACAUUAUGCUAUCUAUGUUUUCACUGAAAUAUGUUGACAACUACAUCAUGAGUAACCCUGGUUUCUACCAUAUUCAGCCAGUGUGCUAUGAUACAAAAUGUAUUAAUCUCCCUGAAGAUGACAUCAUCUAUAGCCUAUUUCAAAAACACGUGACGAAAAUGUUUACAGUAUGAUUGAAAAUGAUUUCAAUUUAUUAGAAUUAAAAUGUUAUAGAUAACGUCCCAAUACGCCUUCACUGCAAAUACUGUGCAACCCACGAGGGCUUCUACGGCUACUGAAAAUGUUACGUUACGUCAAUCACGUGAUGCUCAGUCGUAAUGUAAUGGCUUCCUACACAAACUCUGUCAACACGCUUUGAAAAAAAAAAAUGGAAUACGGUGUCUUUCUCUUUAACGUCGUUGAUCGAGUCCAUACCAAAGGCGUUGACAAACGUCUAGGUCUGAAUUAUAGGGAUAUAUAUAGACUAACACUCGAAAGGACUUGAAAUAUGUGUAUAUUUCAGUUGCCAGAUGAUGUCCUGUACCUCAUCCUGUCGUAUUUGGACUGCAAGUCGUUGUGUCGUCUCUCUCAAGUUUGCAGGAAACUUUAUCAUUUCACAAGUCGUGAUGCAGUAUGGAGGAAGAUAGCCAAAGACCUUAUAAACACAGGAAUAACACGACAAGGAGGAGACUUGUAUCCAUGUAUUCUCUUAAAGGACAGGGUGAGGACAUCGCAGAACUGGUCACAAGGCUGCUGUCGUAAAGAGGUUCUGAUGAAGUGGAAGCCAAACUUGUUGCCAUGGAUACAGCUGGACGGUGAUGUGCUGUAUCUGUCUCAGGCUGCGGACAUCGGAGCGUACCAUCUGCGUCCAAGAAGAGGGAGGUUCCAGCACAGCCGGUUUGCUCUGUUUUCAGGACACCAAGAGGAUGUGUGUAGAUUUGUCCUGACAGAUACACAUCUCAUCAGUGCUGGAGGGGAUGGCAAAAUUAUCAUCCAUAACAGAAGAGAUGACUUCUCCAUGGAGUUCUAUGGCCACAACCAGGAGGUGAACUGCAUCGAUUCCAAAGGAGGCCUGAUAGUCAGUGGCUCCAGAGACAGGACAGCACGGAUCUGGACACUGUCUCCAAAUCGUCUAGGUGAAUGUUUGCACACCAUCCCAACCUUUGAUAGGGUCUGGUCUGUUGCCAUAAGUCCCAGCAUAGGCACCUUUGUGACGGGGACGGCCUGCUGUGAAGACUCUACCCCUCUGCGCAUCUGGGACACUGAGAGGUGUCAGCUGGUGUCUUGUUUGGGUGCUGACUUUCGCCGGGGAGCAGGUGUGCUAGAUAUCAUCUAUGAAUCUCCCUCCCAGCUCCUUACCUGCGGCUAUGACACCUUUAUCCGCUACUGGGACUUGAGGGAAAUGUGUCAUGGAGUGGGAGGAACCUCACGACAGUGCCCUGUACUGUAUGCAGACGGAUGGGAAUCAACUGAUUGUCAGUGGCUCGUCCUACUACGGUGUAGUGCGUCUCUGGGACAAAAGACAGACGCACUGUUUGAAGAUGUUCCAGCUGACGUCGUCCACCAGCAGCCCUGUGUAUUGUCUGCGUCUGAACGCCUCCCACCUGUAUGCCGCUCUGGCCUCCGCACUCUACUGCCUCGACUUCACCGCGCCGGGACCCAGAGCCAGGAGAUGACCCAGACUUCAUCCUCAACACACACACACACACACACACACACAUAUACACAUAUACACACACACAUAUACAUAUACACACACACACACACAUAGACAGAUGCUGAAAACACACACCACAGUCAGCCUUCAUUGAUAAUCCCAUGAGAGAUCUAUUUUUUCAAAAAGGCCUGCAGCUGAAAUUUAUUUUAAAGUGUAAAACUUAUAUUUUAGACAUUAUGCUAGUUGCUUGGUGUUUCAAAGUCAUUUACAACAUGUUCUUGUUUCAACACAAACAGCUUGCAAGUUCAGCUCUCACACUGAUUUGGCACACAGCAGACAGCAUUCCCAAAGCGUACCCCACAUCCCACCUCACCUCCGCCUCACCUCCACCUCACCUCCGCGUCACCUCCACCUCACCCCCACUCCAUCUCACCAUCACCCCACCACACCUCUCACCACACCUCUUAGGUCACACAUUCACGGAGACGACUCUAUUGCUGCGGUUAAUGUUGGCCAUUUUCUCCACACCGCACUGGAAGCGGGAGGAUUCACGGCUUGACCUUUCGUGGCCCCGGGUCUCUCUGGCGCUCUGCUGGAUCCAUCCGCCGGCGGGACUCCUCAGAAUAACCCUCGUCACCACACACCGCAGCACAGCCACCUCGCCGGGCGUUCCUCGACAAAUGAGAUACAAUUACACAUUAUUUCAUCCUGUAAUUAAAAAUUGACUUUUUUAAAAGAAAAAAAGAGUUCUAUUGAAAAGGCUAUGAUUUAUUUUUAGAGAAAAAAAAGGUCUAUUAAAAGGCUAUGAUCUUU